This is a messenger RNA of Wasmannia auropunctata (little fire ant), 2327 nucleotides long. RefSeq lists its product as uncharacterized. NCBI's taxonomy places the organism in Eukaryota, Metazoa, Arthropoda, Insecta, Hymenoptera, Formicidae. The transcript is spliced from 2 exons. Bases 242 to 2107 code for a protein of 621 amino acids. The record is from RefSeq and is a predicted model, not a curated record.
AAUUACCUAUGAUAAAGCCGGCAUUAGCGGUGUUUGAGUUACGUUGUUUGAUCGCGAAUGUUUAACCGUGAGUAAUGUCAGCAAUUCUUGAUGGCCGAUAUCUAGCUGGACAUCUCGGCGUUCAAUAGCACAACGGCAACGUCGUCCUCAUGAUUUGCUCGUACGUCAGGUGAGAGACAGCCGCUUUCCGUCGCGAUUUCCCCGGACAUCUCGUCAGUGCGACGACGGUCGCAGCUCUGAAAUGAUGUAUACGUCCAAGGAAAGGUACGCCGUGGUGACGUUCCUUCUGUUUACUCUGGGUCACGGCGUUCCAUUCAGGCAGACGCAGCGAUACAAUGCCGCGGUACCGCCACUUUCGUGGCAUCUCGUGCCACCCUGGGAGUACAUGCUACGCGAGAUUAUCCUCAAAUCGGUCGCCCCGUCGCCGCUGGAUGCCAAUGCGCCCUACAAGCGCCCGUUGGAUGCCACCUAUUACGGCGGGCCGGCCGCCGCGUACUCGGACGACGGCAAGAAUGUCAUUCUGUCGCGUGGAAACGUUUAUCGUCUGCUAAACGGCCACUGGAUGCUAUGCCAGGACGGAUGCGUCGACUGCGAGCCAUGCGCAGUUCAGAGGAAUCCCCUAUUCACGUGGAUUCUGCGGAGGAUCAAGCAACCGCCGAAUUCCAUCCUGGCGCGACACGAUCUCCAGCUGACGAUAAUGCCGCAAGCGAGCGAUCAUUUCCACGCCAGCAAUCUCUGGCCGAAUUACUACGUUUACGUGACGCCACAGGGGGAACGGACGCCGAUCCCGAUGAUUAGAACGCAGCACGACAAUGGCCCGGAAAAUCCUCCGACCGGUCUCGAAAACAACUUUUCCGUGCACCAUCAUCGAUCGAAGAAUUUCGCGCGGUUGACGGAACCGAACUCCGUUGACGGAACGAGCGCCAGUCGGGACGAGAUACCGCAGGAGGAUAACCGCGCUCUCUCCGUUCAAGAGACCGUGAGCAUAGAGACGACCGGGAAAGAGGAAUCGUCCGAGCGGAAGCACGAACUCAGGAAUAUGAGACCUCGACAUCGACCCCGGCUGGGACCCGUGGAGGAAAAACUGGAGGAAGAAGCGAAUCAAUUGACACCGAGGUUGAUCCUGGGAACCGAUCGAAGAGGUCAGAAGCAUUUGAUUCACGUGGUGCCGGCGGAUUAUCCGACGACUACCGCGCUCCCCGCGAUUUCUCUUCUACCGGAUCACCCGAUAUCGCCGCGGCUCGUGGAGGGUCAAACACACUCAAACAACACGAUCCCCGAACGCGAAGGGCAAACUUAUCAACGGAUAUUUCACCGAGUUUUCGACUCCUUGAACACGCACAGGCGAUCGAUCGAAAAUUUCCUCGAGUCACCGGCGGACAACGUAGACGGGCAUCGACUAUCUCCCUCAGCGGAUAAUAUGGAAGUCGCUGGAUUUUCUUGGAACAAUCGUGAUGCAAAUCGCAGAAGUUCUGCGAUUGAUAAUUUGAAUCGUAAUGACGCGCUGUUGCCGCCUUUUUACGCGGGAAAUGAAGAUAGAAAGGAGAAGAAUCAGUACAGAAAUAGGUAUGAUUAUGAACAUAUAAAACGGGACAAUGAUUAUUACACGACAUAUGGAGAUACGUAUCAAGCUAAGAUGUCGCCUAGUCAACCGCAAACGGGUUUUAAUUUGGACGUAGACAGACAGCGGCGAAGAGCACGUGUCAAGCCGUACUCGAUUAAUGGCAAAGAUAGUUCAAGGAUUGAUACAGCGGUAUCAUUACAAAGUUUGGACAAUUAUUCGAUAAAUGCUGCUCAGAAAUCUGGUUCUAGCAAUGGUUUUGUCAUAAAUUCCACGAAACAAAUUAAUCUUAAUGACGCAUUUGUUGAGAAAGCAAAUAACAGUUCCGCGAAGUCGAGUUCGACAAUAAAACGGGAGAACGGACAAUUGUUCGGCUCAGAAAGGCAGAGAAGUGGCGAUGUUAAUCGAGAAUUCGAGGCUUCGCACCAUGCUUUCAAGGUAAUUGUUACCACCGAGUCGCCGGUAAUUCGAAGCGAACACGAAACUUUAAAUCGCACUACAGAAUUACAAAUAACUACUUCGAAGACAUUCGCUAAUAGUUCGUAACCAGCAAGUCGGGAAGAAAGACUAAUAGACAAGUAGAAAGACCAAUAGCGAUAGAAAUGGAAAUUAUACACAGAUAUAACCGUAGUUAUCUUAAUUAUACGUUUAUAUAAUUAUAGAGGAGAUUGCAUGCUUUACUUAAAAUAAUAAAUAUAUUGUUAUAGUACCAUAUAUCGCGUUUAUAUUCUCUUAUAAAUAAAAAUACAUUAAGAUUAUUUGAAAA